AUGCAACAAUUGUCUUCGGUCAAAGAACUCGGUUUGCGAAGCAACUCAAGAGGAUCUCAGGUUGUCAGUCAUUCUUCCUCGUCUGUGGUACCUCAUUCAACGAAUCCCUCAACACCUGCUAGCCAGUCAUCUACUCGAGAGGUCGAGGUGCUCAGAUCCAAGAUCAAAUUACUUGAGGAUCAACUGGCUAAGGCCGAGCGCGCCUCGGCGGCAUCGGCUCAGAGCCCGAUAUGGGAUUCCAGAGGGAAUCAGUCGCAUAUCACGGGGAUAUUCCAUGUUCAUCGUGAAGCGCCUUCUGAGGGUCAGGCACCUACUAUGUCGCGGACUAUUGUGCACAAAACACGUAUUUUUGGUCAGAGUCACUGGAUAAACGGAGUUGCAGAGUUUAUGGAUAUCUUGGAAACAGUCGAGCCGCUUUUGUCGGCUGAUAAUUCGAAAGUGUUGUUCAAUUUACAAAAGUGCAAGUAUCUUGGGAGAAUAAUUAAAUCACAAAGGACGCCAUCAUGGCCUACUCCCUCGACUCCUGACUUGCCGCCGAAGAAUCUGGCGGAUGCCCUUGUGGAUGUAUAUCUACGCACAUACGAAUGCAGGUAUCGUGUGCUGCACGUACCGACAUUCCGAAAGGACUAUGACGCGUUAUGGGGAUCGGACACACCACCGGACAUGGAAUUUAUCAUCUUGCUGAAGCUGAUCAUGGCUAUUGGAGCUGUGGUCCACGAUGAUAAUUAUUCUCUGCGAACUCAGUCAGUUCACUGGGUCUACGAGGCACAAACAUGGAUUGCCGAGCCGGAUUUCAAAGCUCGUCUUACCUUGCCGUUCAUACAGAUCUCAAUCUUGUUGUUACUUGCAAGAGAGGCCGUCUGGGUGAAUGGAGCCUUGAUUUGGAUCACCGUGGGAGAAUUAGUCCGGACUGCAGUUUACAUGGGAAUGCAUAGGGAUCCCUCGUACCUGCCACAUAGAAGCACCUUUGUAUCAGAGAUGCGCCGCCGGCUAUGGAACACUAUUCUCGAACUGGCGCUGAACACGAGUGUCGAUUCAGGCGCUCCUCCAUUAUUGACACUGGAAGACUUUGAUACCCAUCCACCAGGGAACUUUGAAGAUGAAGAUAUUACUGCAGAUGAUCCUUCGCCCAAACCCGAUGGAACAUUUACCCAGAUGUCUAUCUCACUUGCCAUUCGAAAGAUGUUCAGUACUCGGCUGGCAAUUGCGAAGUCUUUGAAUGGGAUUGGAGCGCACUGUUCAUACGAAGAAACUAUUCACUUGGAUACAGAGCUUCGCACGUCUUAUCGAGCGAUAUGUCGAACACUGCAGGGAUAUGAUCCUGGUGUCUCAUCCCCAACACAAUUCCAAAUCCGAAUGCUCGACUUCUUGGUGCGCCGAUAUCUCUUAGCUCUCCAUACGCCAUUCUAUCCCCCUUCACUACACGAGACAUCAUACGCUUUCACAAGAAAAGUGGUCGUUGACACCGCGCUUCAAAUUUGGUGCGCCGUGAACCCUUCCUCAGACAUAAUGACCACCAGACACCGGAACCAACCUCAAUCCUCCGAACCAGAUUAUCUCGCCCGCCUUGCUAUAUGUGGAUCCGGGCCAUUGCGCAUGAUCACCACACAAAGGAGGAUACCAUUGGUCCUGUCCCCCCUACGUCGCGAUCUUCUUACUGUGGUUGAGAAUUCGUGCAAGUGGACUUGGAAAUGCUUACAGGCGGGCGAGACUAAUACGAAGGGAUACCUAUUCUUAUCACUGGUCAAUGCAAAUCUGGAAGGAAUGAUGCGUGGUAUCCCAGAAGACCAAUUCCCGCUUUUGUACCUCCGUGCAGCGGAGGAGGCACAAGCGACGUGCCUGGCAUUUUUUGAGGAGAGGGUUGGGGAGGGCGAAGAGAAUAUUCAAAUGGAAUUGGCAGGUAUCAAUGAGAUGCCUUUUGAAUCUCUUCCUAAUUUGAUCAGUAGUUGGGAUUUUAUGAUACCCGAACAAUUUGACCUUACGAGUGCAGACUCUAUCUAUUGGUCAUCAUGUGGAUUCUCCUAG
This is a messenger RNA of Penicillium malachiteum, 2025 nucleotides long. RefSeq names its product fungal specific transcription factor domain-containing protein. The record is from RefSeq and is a predicted model, not a curated record. Gene Ontology annotation, biological process: regulation of transcription by RNA polymerase II; DNA-templated transcription. Gene Ontology annotation, molecular function: DNA-binding transcription activator activity, RNA polymerase II-specific; zinc ion binding; RNA polymerase II cis-regulatory region sequence-specific DNA binding. NCBI's taxonomy places the organism in Eukaryota, Fungi, Ascomycota, Eurotiomycetes, Eurotiales, Aspergillaceae. Gene Ontology annotation, cellular component: nucleus. The transcript is spliced from 5 exons. Bases 1 to 2025 code for a protein of 674 amino acids.